UCUUACAUGGGUUCUGCAGUUUUGCUCUUCAGUAUUAGUUGCCCAGCUCGAAUCGACACAAUCCCCCCAAACCCGACCAAGGAAGAAACGAGAAGAAGAGCUGGCUAGGGUUUCUCCCCAGACUCCCCCACCCUCUCCGCCAUGGACGCGCAGCGAGCUCUCCUCGAUGAACUCAUGGGCACAGCACGCGACCUGACGGAGGAGGAGAGGAAGGGCCACAGGGAGGCAAAGUGGGACGAUCCCGAUGUCUGCGGCCCCUUCAUGGCCCGCUUCUGCCCGCACGACCUCUUCGUCAACACCAAGAGCAACCUCGGGCCUUGCUUGAAGAUCCAUGAUCCCAGGCUCAAGGAGAGCUUUGAGAGUUCUCCAAGGCAUGAUGCUUAUUUGCGAAGGUUUGAGGCAGAGCUUGCUCAACAGUGUGAGAAAUUGGUAACUGAUUUGGAUAGAAAAAUAAGGCGUGGUCGAGAUAGGUUGGCUCAAGACACUGCUGUGCCACCUCCCAUCCCUGGCAAAACAUCUGAGCGGCUGGCAGUAAUAGAAGAAAAUGUCAAAAAGCUGUUGGAGCAAAUUGAGGAGCUUGGUGAGGCUUGUAAAGUGGCUGAAGCUGAGGCACUCAUGAGGAAGGUUGACCUUCUAAAUGCUGAGAAGGCAGCUUUAACUAAUCAAGCAGAUCACAAAAUGCUCAUGCUCCAAGAGAAGAAGAUGGAACUUUGUGAAAUAUGUGGCUCAUUCUUAGUGUCCGAUGAUGUUCUUGAGAGGACUCAAUCCCAUCUGACUGGGAAACAGCAUAUUGGUUAUGGUCUAGUAAGAGAUUUUCUGGCUGAAUACAAGGCCGCAAAAGAAAAGGCAAAAGAAGAAGAGAGACUUGCAAGGGAGAAGAAAUCAGAGGAGCGCAGGAAACAGAGGGAAAAAGAGUAUAGUAAUGAGGGUAGGGAGGGUCGUACGAAAAGAGAGAAAUCAGGGGAGCGUGACUAUGACCGUGAUCAUUACUAUGAGCGAAGCCGUGAAAGAGAAAAGCCCCAUGAUCAUAGAGAAAGAGGAUCAGACUAUAGAGGCAGUUCCUACAGAAAUGGUAGGGAUUCUGAAAGAGAUAGACACAGAUAUAGGAGUGACGACGCGACAAAGGGCAGAGGGAGAAUGAGGAGCAGAUCACGUUCCCCAAGCAGGCAUGGCUAUGGAAGGUCAAACAGUCCAGGUCAUUAGCUGAACAUGUAGAUAGGUCUUUCACAGUUGAGAUUCAUGAGCAGAUCUGUUGGAACCCUACAGUCUUCCUUUUAGAGGGGAAAAAAAAUUCUCAGGUAGGUAUCAGAUUUCCUUCCUACAUUUUUUGGUUUGACUCUAUUCCAUAUGUAUGCUGAAGUUUUGUUCCAACAUUCGGGGCUGAAAAGUUAUUUGUUGGAUAAAGAUGAGUAGUAAGAUAACACUUGUAUUGGACUACCAACCAGGAUGCAGUUAUUUUCAGCCUAUAAGAGGUAAAACUGAUAAUUUCAUGUUAUGAGCUUAUCGUAAGUGCAUGUUUCUAUUGUCUUCUCCAUUUCCUGCAUAAAAUUUUGGCUACAAACCAUUUUUCGAUCUUAUUUGUUGUAGUUGCUUUUUGGCUGAGGUAGUGUACCCCAAUAGCCAACUUCAACUCAGCCAGGGAUCAGUCAAUUUAUGGAAAAAUCCAUGCAAGUGUUUAUUUUUAUAACUGGAAAUAUUAUGGAAAAAAUGCCCUGCUGAAAGAACGAUAAAAAAAACAGGGUGAAUGGUAAUCAUGCAUAAUUCUGUUUUGCGUAAUCAUCAGAAGGUUUAAUAAGUCUAUGGGACCAAUUUUGUCUUGCUUUGCUUUACGGUUGGUUUUUUGGUUAUCUUCCAUUAUUGAUGCUGCCACGCUGUUGUGUCUAAUUUACAGUGAGCAUAUUGCUUUUUGCUGUAAAAUGUUAACUAGCCCGGAGAUGAAUUAUUACUAUACUACUCCCUCCUUUCCUAAAUGUAAGAAGUCCUAGUUUUGUCCAAAGUCAAGCUUUUUAAACUUUGAUCAAAUUUAUAAAAAAAUCUACUAACAUCUACGACUUCAAUUAGUUUUAUUACAUCCAUCAUGAUAUAUAUUUUCAUAAUAUAUUUAUUAAGAUAUUCUAUAUGUUCAUACAUUUUUUUAUAAACUUGAUCAAACUUUAAGAAGUUUGACUUAGGACAAAGCUUGGACUUCUUAGUUCUUACAUUUAUAAACGGAGGGAGUAUUGGAGAGGAGAGAAAAAAAAACUAAACGAGUGAUAGCCUUCUAUUAGACCCGAAUUGGAUGAUCAGUUUGUAGUAUCUCUUACAUUCAAUUUGUAGGAGCACAGCGGGCUUUCCAGCAAUUGAUGCCAUGAUGCCCGUCGAAUGCGAGUGGAUGCCAUCUGGGACUCGUGCUAUGAUGCAUCUUUUCAUGUAUAAACCGUUUUUGUGGAACAUGCGUACACGGUACACCCUCCAUGGUAACCAGCUCCCUCUCCUCUCUCUCUGAAGUAACAACUGUAUGCCAAGUCAAAAUGAUUGUAUAACGGAUUGACCGAGGGAUUAAGUACAUGCUACUUCUGUAGUUCUGUUAUGUUCAUCUCAUUUCAAACGAUGUUGCUCUGAGUGAUAUGUAUGGGCCCAGGUUGACAAUCUGAA
This is a messenger RNA of Brachypodium distachyon (stiff brome), 2634 nucleotides long. RefSeq names its product luc7-like protein 3. The coding region runs from base 142 to 1203 and encodes 353 amino acids. Gene Ontology annotation, cellular component: U2-type prespliceosome; U1 snRNP. Gene Ontology annotation, molecular function: mRNA binding. Gene Ontology annotation, biological process: mRNA splice site recognition. The transcript has 8 exons. The record is from RefSeq and is a predicted model, not a curated record. Lineage: Eukaryota; Viridiplantae; Streptophyta; Magnoliopsida; Poales; Poaceae.